Molecule: messenger RNA, 1050 nt
Organism: Xylaria bambusicola
Lineage: Eukaryota; Fungi; Ascomycota; Sordariomycetes; Xylariales; Xylariaceae
Exons: 3
Coding region: 1-819 (272 amino acids)
Source: RefSeq, a predicted model, not a curated record
AUGGGAGCUAAAUCAGGACUGGCCUUAAAGGCCUUACAGUGGUUUGUGCGCGGUAUACAGUUUGGGAGCUGUGCAGUUGCCUUAGCUCUCUUCUCAUAUUUCCUUGCCGUUGCCGCGCAACAUAAUUACAGAAUCCCUACGUGGUCGAAGGCGGUUGAGGGCAUAGCAGGUGUAGGUGUUUUAUACACAUUACUUGGCCUGUUAUUGCUCUGUUGUGUUGCUGGCCAUCCGUUCGCAUCGGCCAUUGCAAUUAUUCUUGAUAUCGCCUUCAUAGGGGCUUUCAUAUACGUCGCGCAGGCGAAUCGAGGCGGCGCUAGCUCAUGUCGAGGCACUGUUAGUACAGUCUUCGGCAGACGUCCAGCAUCGGAUCAUCUAGGAUCUGGAUUGCCCAGCUAUCAUACCAUUUGCCAAAUGCACAGCGCUGUUCUAGCGGUUUCAAUUAUUGCCAUUGUCUUCUUCCUCAUAUCUGCCUUUCUCGAGGUUGUUCUCGUUCGUCACCGACGCAAGGAGUCUCGCUUCGGCCCUAGUCCUGCCAACAACUAUACUUCUGGCUACGGUGGGCGAGGUGGAUUCUUCAGUCGUUUCCGCCGCCGCAAAGGCAGCUCUGAAGAGGAAGCUAUCAAUCCUAACCAACUCCCUGAACACACUCACCCCGAUCAAGUCCGUCCGAGUUAUAAUACCGAGAGUACAGCUGGUGGCGCGCAUUACAACAAAUACGGCGAGUCCGGCUUCCAACAUGAUGGGCAGACGGCAUAUCCCAACCGAACUUCCUAUCCAGCUGGCGGUCAACAAUAUGGUGACGGCACUUACGGCCGCUAAAGCAUCGACAAGCUCCCAAGUUAAGUGCGCCACAACGAAUGAUUCAUUUAGGACUAUGAAAUGGUUGGAACAAUUGAUACCUUGGGCGGGUAUGGAUAUUUGAUGUGCUAUGUGUGGCUAAUCAUGAUGUAAAUGAAACAAAAGGGGUCUCGAAAUUUGUAUGAAUAGGAUGAGCGUUAUUGGUUAAAUUAAUGUUAUUAAUAAUGUCCAUGAUAGGUCGUCUUUAAUGGC